CUAUUCAUGUUGCUGAACCAAAAAAAUUUGCUGUUGAGGAAAGAGAUUUACAGAAUAUGCGGCUUAAAUAUGAGCAGCAUCGUCGAUAUCUCCCUGCUUUGGAAUCAACUUGGAGUGGAGGCUUCAAAUUUUUUGAUUCUGCUACUCCCGGUAAAUUUUAUGGUGGUAUCCAGGCUCAACCUCCAAGCAGACUUCAUCCUAUAGCCCUUGAGUUUGCACAGAGAAUGCCUAAAGUCGUUCAGGUUAACCUACUGCCUAGACGCCAGUUUUGGGCAGAUUUAUUUGGGAAUGAUUUCCCUGAUUACUGUGACAUCUCACUGUAUUUUUUUCCGGCUGAUAAUAUCGAAAGAUCCAAGCAGAAUAUUUUUUGCCUCUUUGAGCUGUUGGAGAGCAAUGAUUCCUUGAUGAGAAGUUACAUUGAUGGUCUGGAGUUGCUGAUAUUUUCAUCUAAACAACUGCAAGAGGACUCUCAGAGAAUUAUUGCAAGGAAAAACACAGAAUACUUCUUAUGGGGAAUCUUUCGCCUUGUAAAAUCUGAUCAAAUUCUUCACAAGGGGCAUGAAGAACUCCCUUCAUUGGUUUCCCCUAAGGAAUGUGCUUUUGAUUAUGCCAAAACAGAGAACUUUGACGUUAUAGAUAUGGAUGUUGACAUGGAAGGUGGAAGGAUUGUAGGGACUGUUGAUUUGGUUGUUUCGAAAGAUUUACCACGGAUUACAUGUGGAAUUAAUGGAAAAAUAGAUGUGGAUUCUGCUGCUGAGAAGAUAUUGUUAGAGCAGAAGCCUAACUUUUUUGAUUCAUCUACUAAAUUUACAGAGAAAAUUCAGCAAAAGUUUGCUUUUGAGCACCCAAUGCAAAGCUGUCGAGGGAAGUUAGCAAAUGCUAAAAAUGACAUUGGUGUUUCUCCAGGUUUCAAAGAGAAAUCAAGUAAGAAAGAACCAGAAGUUGUUCCAUUUUCUGAUGAGCAUGCAAAUUCCGUCAGUAGAGGACAUGCUGAAGAUAGAAAUAGGUGUCGCGAACCUUACCUUGUAGAAGUUAAAACUGAAAGCAAGAUGGAUGUGCCAGUACACUGGAGUCCUCCCCCAAAAGAUUGGGUGAAAUUAAAUAUUGAAGGCAGUUCAAUAUGGCAGCUGGGUUGUGCAGGAGCUGGUGGAAUUGUGCGCAAUGAAUUUGGCAAGUGGCUUCUGGGCUACACCGAAACCCUAGGGAAUUGCAGUAGUUUGGCAGCAGAGUUGAAUGCUCUUUAUCAGGGCUUAAAGCUUGUUUGGGAAAAAGGGUUUAGAAAAAUUCUGGUGGAAUCUGCCUCCCUUGAGGUAGUAAAAUGUUUGGAGCAAGCUUCUGCUUCUUUGGAUCCUAAUAGAGAUCUCAUUGAAUCCUGCCGAGAUCUGCUCAAGCGCAACUGGGAAUGCAAAGUGAAACACAGUCAUAGAGAAGCAAACUUGUGUGCUAAUUGGUUUGCAGCUCACGCCAAAUGCCAACCAUUGGGGACACUGACAAUUUUCAAGAACCCACCUUGGGGGCUGAUUCCUAUUUUUCAUAAAGAUUGUACAGGGACCACUCAGGCUCAUGUUAGCUAGUCUCAACCACGCU
Pistacia vera is the source of this 1587-nucleotide messenger RNA. RefSeq lists its product as uncharacterized. The coding region runs from base 57 to 1574 and encodes 505 amino acids. The transcript is spliced from 4 exons. Gene Ontology annotation, molecular function: nucleic acid binding; RNA-DNA hybrid ribonuclease activity. NCBI's taxonomy places the organism in Eukaryota, Viridiplantae, Streptophyta, Magnoliopsida, Sapindales, Anacardiaceae. The record is from RefSeq and is a predicted model, not a curated record.